AUGGUUCUAAAUUCCUUAAUUUCCAAGUUCAUUCUAAUAUGUUUUGCAUUGCUUGUGACCUUCUCUGUUUAAGACUUCACUGAUGAUUAGAAAUAGAUCCUAAAUGAAAUCAAGGAAGAUGAGGGAUUCGACUAGGCUCCCUAUAUGGGUGGCUUCAAUUCCAAUAAAGCCAAGCUGCUCGUAAGAACAUUCAAGGAGAUGGUUAAGGAUUUGCAAGAAUUACUGUUAACAGCUGGAGUGCAUACUAACAUUUUCAAAUCUAAGGAUUAUGAGAUCACUAUUGCUGUUAAUGAUGAGCAGACUGCCAUCUAAGUUAGAGAUUUUUAUCUAGAUCAGCCUGAAGUUGAAAGUGUCAGAUUCAAUAAUAAGACCAGGUAUAGAGAUCCUGAGAAACUAAAGCAAAUAAGAGCAAUUAGGAGUCAAAGGAAAAAUAAAUAGAAUGCGAUAAACUAAUAAGUAGGUUCGCAGGAGAACACUGUCCAUUUUGGAGUGUUUGAAAUCCCUAAAACAUGUGAGAGUCGCGUUAUCUUAUUUUAUUAGUCACGCUCUGUAAUGAAGACAUAUUAACAGAGAACAGAAGUUUAAAAGAUAGCGUCUGAUAUCUGUACCUUUUUCUAGAAGAUUGGUUAGGCAAUCAUAAUAAAAAAGAAAACUGAAUCAGAGGACCUAAAAGGUUUGAUAAAAGAUUCUGGAGUUAAAAUAUCAAGAAAUAGCUCUAUGGUGUAGUGGUUAGCACAGAGGACUUUAAAUCCUUUAGCCUGA
Stylonychia lemnae is the source of this 762-nucleotide messenger RNA. Lineage: Eukaryota; Ciliophora; Spirotrichea; Sporadotrichida; Oxytrichidae. The record is from the annotation of a GenBank genome assembly.